CCGCGAUCGCGUCAGAGCAGAGCGUGUGGAAAGUCUCACGCCUUUUUGAGCUGUCAUUGAUCACACAAUGAUGAAUCACAAGGCGAAAACAACAGCCUGACAGGAUUUUCGGCGAUAGAAAAGAAAGAGGAGGAUGGAAACGGAUUAUUAAUUCGUGUCGGCUGUGUGAGGUAGUGCUGCGCGCGCACACACUGGGUGCGGGUUAUUUUGGUUUAGUGAGGCAGUAUGACAUGCGCGUUUGAUUUUGCUCAGUUGUUCAUAUGUUUAUGAUAUAAACUCGAGCAGUAUACAGACGCUGUAGUGUCGAGGGUGUGUUCGCGUUCAUUCAUGUUUUAUAGGGUGUGUCUUGAUUUCUCGCGUGUGUUAGUGCUGUGAUGAUCCGGUUGGCUUCAGUGCGCGCGCUCCUGACCCGUCGCGUGCCCGGACCGGGUCAACUGCACAAAUGUUUCCUCGGAACACACCGGCGCAAAAUCAAACCGGACCAGCUGGAUCUUCCGAACCAAGCCCGGGAGUUCGUGUACGGCCUGAGCCCGGCGACCCGGAUCUGCUUACUGAAGGAGCUGCAGAACUUCGAGUCCAAGGCUGAAGACUCGUCAGAAUCGUCUCCUCUGACAUCAGCUCAGCUCAGAUACAUUCUGCUGCACAACGCCAUUCCCUUCGUCGGCUUCGGCUUCCUGGACAACGCCAUCAUGAUCGCGGCCGGCACUCAGAUUGAACUGUCCAUCGGAUUGACGCUCGGAAUAUCAACAAUGGCAGCGGCGGCUCUGGGGAAUCUGGUGUCGGAUCUGGCUGGACUCGGGUUAGCGGGGUACGUAGAGGCUCUGGCCUCGCGGUUUGGGAUGCAGAUUCCUGAUCUGACGCCCAGACAGGUGGACAUGUGGCAGACCAGAGUCACGUCACACAUGGGAAAAGCCAUCGGCGUCGCCAUCGGGUGCAUUCUGGGAAUGUUUCCGUUGCUCUUCCUCAGUGAUGACGAGGAAGACGAGAAGAAGAAGAAGAAGAAGAAGAGUCACCUGAGCUCAGACUGACGCACUUUUAUAUCGGCAUGGCAACAACUGCGAUUGUUUUGCCAAAGAAAAUGAAGCGAAAGAUCAAACGGUAAAACUGCAUCAUCAAAAUAACAUGAAAAAAUCAUAAAAUAACAGUAGGAAGUAGAAAUCAAAAUAAUUAACAAGUAGUUAAAGUUUAAUCUAAAGAUGAAGAAUAGAUGUUAAAAUGAGCAUGAGUUUAGUUUUAUCUCUUCGUCACAUGACACUAUUUACACCAGGAAUAAUAACUAUAAAGCUUCAGUAACCCCGAUGAGAGUGUGUUAGUCCUCAGCACAAAACAAUCACUUCAUUUAACGAUAAAAACAGCCAAUCAGAAUCCAUCCUGCCUUAAACUCACGUUUUAUCGUCUCAAAGCAGCUUCACAACAGGAAAAUGACAGAAUAAACAGAGCUGAUAUAGUUAUCGUUCCUGAUGUGAACAGAAUUUACUCUCUUAUGGUUUGUUUCCUUUAGAUUUUAGCAGCAUGUUUUUCCAUAGAAGCGUUUAGUGAAGAAUGAAGUUCAGUUUGAAGUGUGUGAAUUAGGAAAAUGUUCUCUAUUUUAACUGUGUUUUCAUCUGCACCAUCAUAGAGCAGAACCGAUGUUUUAUUGACCUCUCAAACUGGACUCUCACAGUCAUAUAUCGGUCUGACUGAACUGGAACGCUCUAGUUUUAUUCUGGACAGCACAAGAGUUUCUGCACUCACAUCUCACACUCCCAGCAUGCAUCUGACACAUGACACUCAAGCUCAGAGCCACCCGGAGAUCUCAGUGUUCAUGGGAAGAGUUAGAAGAGAUGAACAGAACAACCAAUAAAUAUAUUCAUUCAUCACUCAGAUAUUUAUAUAUAUAUAUAAAGUUAAAUGUAUAACUAAAACCAUAAAAAACUUACUUGAAAUAAAUAAAAUAUAAAAAACUUUAACUUAUUUUAUUUCUCAAUUUCCUUUAGUUUGUUACUUCAAGUACUAAAGUAACUAAAACCAAAUACACUAAAACUCCUCAUUUAUUAAUCUAAAUUAAAUCGAAUCUCAACGAUCAGAAGUUGUAUUUAUUAACAUUAAUGUACUGAACUAACAUGAACAGCUGGAUUUUUAUCAACUAACAUCGACAGAUUAAUAAUAAAUGCCGUAAAACACGUUCACCGUUAGUUAAUAACUCAAUUAAAGUUAACGGAUUACUAAAACCUGAACUAAUAUUGAAAUUAAAAUAUCAAAUCUAAUUCAAAACAUAUUCACAAAACCUGUAACAGUGUUUGAGAUGGAAUCAGACUAGUGUAUAAAUGUUUCGGUGAUCCUUCCUGAGGGAAUCCCAUGAUCCUCUGGGCUCACGAGCUGAUCGUGUCUAUCCAGGGCCGCGUUUAACUCCAUCUUUAGACGCACACUUGUGAUCUUCCCUAAACACUUCCAAGUGUAUUUGGACAGACCCUCGACCCCUACUCAUAUGUACACUUCAGGCAGAUCCAUAGACCACAAUGCAACACGACUUGACCCACAAGUCAUCAAACGCUCCAUUUAAACACAUUACCGCCAACAUAAGCGAUGACGUACAUCUGAGACAUCGCACAGCCCGACUCGUGAGCGCCUCACAUGAUCCUCUGAACGUGAGAUUCAUGUCAAGAUGUCUGUUACUGAAUGAACAGAAAUACCUCUGGAUUUGACUUCUGGGUAACACAGAAACACGCCCCAGAAAUGUAUUCAUCAUACUAUUAUUGGACACUAUGCAUUCUAAUAAAUAUAUUCAUGUAUAUAAUGAUUGCACAGCCGUCUCUGGGUAGUUGACUUGUACUCUACAACUAUUUUACAGUAUUUUGCAAAUUCUAUGAUUAUUUUUGUGAGACGACAUGGAAUAUUUGUACUUUUAUAAAUUCAUUUGUGGCACCACAGAACUGUUGAAGCGAAAAGUACAAGUUUAAACUCAUAAAACCGAUGUCAUUUGUGAAGCAUGUUGUUUUAACUCAUAUUGAUGAUUUGGUUAUUAGCAGCAGACUCUGUAUUGUUCAGAUGAAUCAUGGGUAACACUUUACAAUUAUGAACUAACUAUGAAAAAUAACAUCUUAAUUUUAUCAUUUAUUAAUACGCUUGUAAAAUCAACAGUUGUAUCUGUUAAUAUUAUUUAAUGAACAUAAGCUGUAUUCAACAGCUGUAUUUUUAUCAAUUAACGCUAAGAUUAAUAAUUAAUAGAACGAAUGAAUUGCUCAUAGUUAGUUUAUGCAUUAACUAAUGGGCCCUUAUUGUAAAGUGUUACCGAAUUAUAAAUGAAAUAAACACCCCUGAAGUUUCACACUGCAACUGAUUUUAAUAAAAUGCCUUUAUUGACAAUAUAAAAAUCA
This is a messenger RNA of Ctenopharyngodon idella (grass carp), 3356 nucleotides long. It is a transcript of the gene tmem65, whose product is annotated as transmembrane protein 65. NCBI's taxonomy places the organism in Eukaryota, Metazoa, Chordata, Actinopteri, Cypriniformes, Xenocyprididae. Gene Ontology annotation, biological process: cardiac ventricle development; regulation of cardiac conduction. Bases 375 to 1028 code for a protein of 217 amino acids. The record is from RefSeq and is a predicted model, not a curated record. The transcript is spliced from 7 exons. Gene Ontology annotation, cellular component: mitochondrion.